Messenger RNA from Phycomyces blakesleeanus NRRL 1555(-), 744 nucleotides. RefSeq lists its product as hypothetical. The transcript is spliced from 4 exons. NCBI's taxonomy places the organism in Eukaryota, Fungi, Mucoromycota, Mucoromycetes, Mucorales, Phycomycetaceae. The record is from RefSeq and is a predicted model, not a curated record. The coding region runs from base 1 to 744 and encodes 247 amino acids.
AUGGUAGCUUUGAACAUAUUCAGGCAACACAUACAAGAAGAAGAAUUAAUCGACUCAGAGAGGAAACAACCUGGUGGCGUAUCAUGCAACCCAAGUUUGGGCGACACUCCUCACAUAGAUGAUAUUAGAAGAGUAGUUAAAGAAAAUAUGUUCAAAGAGCACUACCGCAUUACCUUGUCUACUUUCAAGACACUAUUUAUUCUUGCCAUGAGCUCAAUUGUAAUUGACAAUGUCAUUACCUGGCCAAACACAAUUAAACGAACCCUAGAGAUUACAGCAGGAUUUGAACAACCAACAAAAAGUGGCAAACAAAGAUUAAAAGAAGUAAUUGGUGCCAUAGAUGGAAAGCUUAUUUCCAUCAAAAAACCAACUACUGCCAACUAUGGUGACAGUUAUGCAGAUUGCAAAGAAAAUAUCAGCAUAAAUUUGACAGCCGUUAGUAAUUAUAAAAAAAGAUUUAUUCACAUUGCUACUGAUACACCUGGCAGUCUUCAUGAUGCUCAUAUGUUAAAGUUAGAUUUGAUGUAUCUACUAUUACCCCAACUUUUGAUACUGUUCAUUGCUGCCCAUGGAUGUAGAUCUGAAAACCAAGAAAUUGUUCCACUUACUAUGGAACAGAAACUAUAUAAUGCAGUACAGUCCAGAACUCAACAAAAGAUUGAAAACACAAUCUUACUCUUGGUGCUAAGAUGGAAAUUUCUAUACAAGCAUCUUUACUUGAAGAAUGUUGGAAGACUGACUUGA